Molecule: messenger RNA, 105 nt
Organism: Protopolystoma xenopodis
Lineage: Eukaryota; Metazoa; Platyhelminthes; Monogenea; Polystomatidea; Polystomatidae
Source: the annotation of a GenBank genome assembly
AUGGAUGCAUCAAGGAGUGUCGAGUCUCUGGCGGAUGGUCCGACUCCAGGAGCUUCCGACUGGCAACAGCCGAACUCACCUUAUCCUCCUUUUUUGGUAAGGUAA